ACAAAAAAUGUCCAAAGUCAAAGUAUCAAUCGAAGGAUCCCAAGAAACUCUCUGGAAGAUAUUCCACGCAGAAGUCAACGAGAUGAUUGUCACGAAGAACGGCCGAAAGUUGUUCCCAAAGUUGGAAUAUAUAGUCGAAGGGCUUGAUGAAAACAAGCUGUAUGCAAUAAUGCUCCAAUUACAACCAGUUGGAGAAAGUCGAUUCAAGUUCAGCGGUGGAAAGUGGCAGGAAACGGGCAAAGCUGAGAAGCAGGUCGACGCGAAGAAGAUGUGGCAUGCUGAUGGAGUUCGGAAGGGAAGUGACUGGAUGUGGAGUUCGAUUUGCUUUGAUCGUGUGAAAAUCUCCAACUAUUCAGAGUCCAACAACGCUUCAAUGAUUUACCUCAACAGCAUGCACAAGUACAUUCCAGUGCUGACAAUCUACGAGUCUCCAUCGGAGAGCCCUUUCUGCGUCCCACAAUCCUCAAACCAAAUCGUCGCCACCGCCAAAUUCCCUCAUACCGAGUUUAUUGCAGUAACGGCUUACCAGAACCAAAAAAUCACCGACUUGAAAAUCAAGCACAACAGUUUUGCCAAAGGUUUCCGUGACGGGAACUUGAGUCGCAAGAGAAGAUCACCAUCAUAUUCCGACGGCAGCAACUCACAGUCCCCAUCGCCAAAAUCCAGAUCACCACCGGAGGUCGCACCUCUUCAGUCGAUGCCUCCAAUCAACCCAUUUCUUUUUUAUUUUCCCCAUAUGUUAUCUGAAAAUCUUCCAGUCCAAUUUCCAUUCGCUUUUCCAUUUCUCUCGCCUCUCCCGUCGACUCCUUCCAGCUCGAGCAGUGAGCUGAGCAUUGUGAAGGAGGAGGAUCAGGAGGUAGAAGAAGAUAUUGAUAUUGUUGGUUGAUAAUUUUUAUGCAAACUGGUCGCUUUUGAUAUCAUGUAAUCAAAAUUUUUAAUAUAUAA
This is a messenger RNA of Caenorhabditis elegans, 945 nucleotides long. RefSeq names its product T-box transcription factor tbx-9 (gene tbx-9). Gene Ontology annotation, biological process: regulation of DNA-templated transcription; positive regulation of DNA-templated transcription. Gene Ontology annotation, molecular function: DNA-binding transcription factor activity; RNA polymerase II cis-regulatory region sequence-specific DNA binding. Gene Ontology annotation, cellular component: nucleus. NCBI's taxonomy places the organism in Eukaryota, Metazoa, Nematoda, Chromadorea, Rhabditida, Rhabditidae. The coding region runs from base 8 to 886 and encodes 292 amino acids. The record is from RefSeq and is marked reviewed. The transcript is spliced from 4 exons.